This is a messenger RNA of Panicum virgatum (switchgrass), 1267 nucleotides long. Its product is annotated as S-norcoclaurine synthase 1-like. Lineage: Eukaryota; Viridiplantae; Streptophyta; Magnoliopsida; Poales; Poaceae. The record is from RefSeq and is a predicted model, not a curated record. Bases 21 to 1127 code for a protein of 368 amino acids. The transcript has a single exon.
AUCAAUCAGGCCGGCCGGUCAUGGAUACCUCGUCAAGGCCGCGCAACCUGGGCGCCUCGCUGCCCGUCCCCAACGUCCAGGACCUCGCCGCGCGCCCCGCCGCGGCCCACGACCUCCACCGCUACCUCCGCGACGACGACGACGCUCCGGCUCUGUCGCCGUGUGCCAACGACGACGACGCCUCCUCGGUUCCCAUCGUCGACCUCGCCAGGCUGCUCGACCCGGCCCACGCCGCCGACGAGGCCGCCAGGCUCCAGGCCGCCUGCGAGGAGUGGGGCUUCUUCCACGUCGUCAACCACGGCGUGCCCGACGAGGUGAUCCACGACGUCAAGGAGGACAUCAAGGCCUUCUUCCGCCUCCCGCUGGCGGAGAAGCAGGCCCUCGCGCAGGGGCCCGACGGCAUCGAGGGCUACGGCCAGGCCUUCGUCGUCUCCGAGGAGCAGAAGCUGGACUGGGCGGACAUGCUGUUCCUGUCGACGCAGCCGCCCGAGUACCGGUCCCUCAACUUGUGGCCUCCCCGCCCCGCCACGUUCAGGGACUCCCUCCACCGCUACUCCCUGGCGGUGCAGCGGGUGGCCACCCACCUGCUGGCCACCAUGGCCAGGAACCUAGGCCUGCUGGAGGAGGCGGACGCCUAUAAUCGGAUGACGGCGGUCGGCGCCGCGCAGGCCAUGCGGAUCAACUACUACCCGCCCUGCCCGCAGGCGCACGACCGGGUGCUGGGCCUGUCGCCGCACUCGGACGCCGUGGGGCUGACGCUGCUGCUGCAGGUGAGCUCCGUGGCCGGGCUGCAGAUCCGGCGGGAGGGCGCCUGGAUCCCCGUGGCGCCGCUGCCGGGGGCGCUGGUGGCCAACGUCGGCGACGUCAUCGAGGUGCUCACCAACGGCAGGUACAGGAGCAUCGAGCACAGGGCGGUGGUCAACGCCACCCAGGAGCGGGUCUCCGUCGCCGCCUUCCACUCGGCCAGGUUCAACGCCGCCCCCUACGGACCCAUCGUCAUCCGCCCCGGCGAGGGGCCGCUCUACAGGACCAUCGCCGUCCAGGACUACGUCAAGCUCCAGCUGUCCAACAAGCUCCAGGGAAAGAGUAGCGCCAUGGACGCCAUCAAGAUCAAUCAAUCAUCAUAGUAUCUCUAAUUAAUAAAUAUAAUCCCCAUUCCCCAGCUUGAUGAACAACUCUUGUUUUUAGGGGUACCACUUUACUCAAUUAACAUUGUAGCUGUUACAAACUCCAUCAGGAGGAUCAAAAAACCAAACAUGUCUUCCUU